Exophiala dermatitidis NIH/UT8656 is the source of this 1836-nucleotide messenger RNA. RefSeq lists its product as uncharacterized. NCBI's taxonomy places the organism in Eukaryota, Fungi, Ascomycota, Eurotiomycetes, Chaetothyriales, Herpotrichiellaceae. The transcript is spliced from 5 exons. The record is from RefSeq and is a predicted model, not a curated record. Bases 1 to 1836 code for a protein of 611 amino acids. Gene Ontology annotation, molecular function: DNA-binding transcription factor activity, RNA polymerase II-specific; zinc ion binding. Gene Ontology annotation, biological process: regulation of DNA-templated transcription.
AUGGAAAGACCAAGCGUCACCGCCCCCAAGCCCCCGGAUCAUGUUAUCGGGCCCAGCCGACAGAGGGCAACUGUUGCCUGUAUCGUGUGCAAGAAUCGCAAGAUCAGGUGUUCAGGGGUUGCACCAUGUGAAACUUGUGUUUCCCUCAAUACAAGAUGUGUGAUUGAUGAAACCCUGGACGGACGCAGAAAGGUAGCCUUAAGCCGGCGCCUGGAGGAAUUAAUCCAUCACAAAAGCAUUCUUGAUGGACUGCGGACAUGUCUGCAAUUCUCCCGAGGGCCGGCGCUGAUCGACGUCUUGGAGAAGGUGUCUUUGGAUGUGCCUUUACCUUCUCUGGCUGCUUCUAUCUUGACGAGCUUAACACACACCCCUGUCCCUGAAGAGGUGGAGAGACAUGUUUGGCAGCUCAAACAGCAACUCGAGCAGUAUAUGGAAGAUGGCCGGGAAGACAGGGCGACCUCGUGUGACUCCAAGUCGGACAAGUCUGGAGCAGGAGCAGCUCCCGCUGCAGGCAAUCAGCGGCCAUACGUCGAUGGUAACAGUCCACCACGAAGAAGAAAAGUUCAGUCACCACGUGAAUGGGAGUCGCCGCGAGAGGCAAUGGUUGAGGGCUCACAGUAUUGGCCGUUGCAACACGAGGGUAUUUCUCAUUCCUAUGAGAGACAGACUCCAUUCCAGUGGUUCUCUGCGGACGCGGGUACUGCGUCCGACGGCUUUGAGUCUGGUAUCGGACUGGACAAAGUCCUGCAAUGGCUGUAUAGCCAAGUCAGAGACAAGAUGCCCGUGACAAAUUUCGUCGGCGCUCAUCCACCUUCAGCUUUGCGGUUGCGGCAGGUAGAGGAGUCGCAGCCUAGCACCAGUACCAGUACCAGUACCAGUUUUACGACCCUUGUGAGGCGCGAAUCUCAUGUCCCAAACAGGGACUUGGACAGCCCGACAUCUCAGGAUAGGAAGAGGCCGUUAUCAGCAGUGUCCACACCAGCAUCACAAGCAUUUCCACCUCCCACUUUCUUCGGUGCAUCCGACCAUGUCAUUCCAGACACAAAAACGUCCCGAGCCGUAUCAUCGACGUCGACGUCAACGCCGACGCCGACACCGAAUCGACCGAGUAGUCAUGCAACAUAUUCACAAACAUACGAAUCUUUCCUGAGUCAACAUCGCGUCUCGGACUCGUCGAAUCGCCACAUGGCACGACACAUCUCAUUGCCGCAGAUUGAGCUGGACGACGAGCCCAUGGCCUGCGCGAUCGUCAGCUACCUCGACCUGGCGCGGUCGAUGCUGUCCGAGGGCGCUUCCGUACAUGAAGUGUUUGGCCCUCGUCGACCGAUGGUGGACCUCUUGUUUCGAUCGCGAAGAGAGACGGAUCCUCACUCCGUCUGCUACUUUGCAUGCGAACUCACUUCUGGCCUGGAAGGAAUGGAGCCUGCUGCAAGGUUGGGGUUGACUUUUAUGUUUAUUUCGCUGAUUCGAUGGAUGAUUUUAUGUUCCUCCGCCAACUACGACGACAUUCCCGAACUGUACCGACCUACCCCGAUGCAAAUGAGCAUUCCACACAGUGCUGCGGUCGAGUUCUGUCCUUUUCCUCAUAUGCGUGACGCGCUUUGUCGACAAUAUCGCGACUUCCUACCCGUGCUGGCCGGCAAUAUUAGUUGUAACUGGCCGUACAAGUUCGACAUGUGCGUGGAGCGCCUGGAUGGCACCGGACAUGUUGUUCUUACUGAUGCUUUUGUCCGUCAUGUCUUGGUCCCGGAGAACUGGACGGUUAAAAGCGCCAUCUUUGACACGUUUCCAGAAUGCCGAGGAUUGAUCAAGACGUCGGCACCGGCAUCGGCAUGA